UCUCCAUCUAACCGCGCAUCCUGCUCCAGAGUACCACCAGGAUGAUCCGCCGCUGCGCCAACGCCGACAACCUUCACUUCACUUUCAUUCUCAUUUAACCCCCACUCUGACCCCCACGCUACACCCAUGCUUUGCCUUCCUCUUGAGAUGCGACACCGCUGCACGAUUUCCCGGAGAAUACCCUCAUCCUCAGUCGCUCCUCGCUGAUAGAGAGCAUGCCCGACACGGGGACGGCAGUGGCGGGCGCUGCUGCAGCCGGGGCGGCCGCCGGUGGCGCGACCACCUCCGGGGACGGCCCCGAGAGUUCCCGGCACCGACACCGAGCGCCGCAAGGAGACGCAGAGAGGCCGGAUCCAGGCUCGGCUCCGCCACAGACCUCCUCCGGCGUGCUGGAUAAGUUGUUCGGGAAGCGGCUGCUGCAGGCUGGAAGACACAUCAUGUCUCAUAAGUCUUGGAUGAAAACGGUGCCCACGGAGAACUGCGACGUCCUCAUGACAUUUGCAGAUACUACAGAUGACCACACGUUACUAUGGCUACUGAACCACAUCCGACUGGGAAUCCCAGAGCUCAUCAUCCAGAUCCGACAUCAUAAACACACGCGAGUCUACGCAUUCUUCAUCACCGCUACGUAUGAAAAUUUGCUGCGAGGCGCCGAGGAAAUGGGACUGAGGAAAGCGGUGAAACCCGAGUUCGGCGGAGGAACACGGAGCUUCUCCUGCGAGGAGGACUACAUCUACGAGAACAUCGAGAGCGAGCUGUGCUUCUUCACCUCGCAGGAGAGGCAGAGCAUCAUUAAAUACUGGCUGGACAACCUACGUGCCAAACAAGGGGAGGUGCUUCAUAACAUCAGCUUCCUGGAAGGCCAGCCAAUCAUCCCGGAGCUGAGCGCGAGAGGUGUGAUCCAGCAGGUGUUCCCUCUGCAUGAGCAGAGGAUCCUCAGCCAGCUGAUGAAGUCUUGGGUCCAGGCUGUUUGUGAGAAGCAGCCGUUAGAUGAUAUCUGCGACUACUUCGGGGUGAAGAUUGCCAUGUAUUUUGCCUGGCUGGGUUUCUACACCACCUCCAUGUUAUAUCCCGCCGUGAUCGGUUUUGUGCUUUGGAUGCUCACCGAGUCCGAUCAGGUUUCCACAGAAAACUAUAGACUCCAGAGUGCCUAUGAGAAAAAUCUCAUCAUCAAAAUGGUUCUUUUUCAGUUUGUAAAUUCCUAUCUCAGCCUUUUUUACAUCGGAUUCUACCUCAAAGACAUGGAGCGCCUGAAAGAGAUGCUGGCCACUCUACUCAUCAUACGCCAGUUCCUUCAAAACGUUAAGGAGGUGCUGCAGCCUUACUUGUAUGAGCGUCACAAGCUGGGAGAGCUUACGCUGCGAGCCGUGUGGGACCUGCUGCUGUCAGUGCUGCUGAAAUACGCCCGGCUGGCAGCUGGAAAAGCCAUGGCAUCUCCCACUGACCAGACCAUGCCAGGACCCGGACUGAGGGGCACCAGGCCUGGAGUGGGGCAGCCAGAAAGAAGGGAAAAGAAGUGUCUGAACGGAGGAUGUGGAGUGCCUGAUGAGGAGGAGGGAGCUGAGAAGGACGAGGCUGACAGCGGGAGGUUCAGCGAAGGAGAGACGGAGGAGGAAAGUUUGAUCGACUGCGGCUUGAAGCUGAGGAAAGUCAGCUUCAUAGAGAAGGUGGACAGAAAGGCGGCGUGCAGUGGGCCCCCUGUGGACAGCAGCUUUCUGGAGGAGGGAAGCCCCACCAUGGUGGAAAAGGGAAUGGACCCGGCCUCGGUGUUCGAAAUGUGCGACGACGACGACGACAACGACAACGGAAUUCAUGACGUGAAGGACUCGAAACGACUCGACACUUUCCAAGACUACCAGGAGAUGUUUGUCCAGUUUGGCUACGUGGUGCUCUUCUCCUCUGCCUUUCCUCUGGCUGCCAUGUGCGCUCUCAUCAACAACAUCAUUGAGAUCCGCAGUGAUGCCUUUAAGCUCUGCACCGGCCUGCAGAGGCCCUUUGGAGUACGUGUGGAGAGCAUCGGCCAGUGGCAGACUGCGAUGGAAGCCAUGGGCCUGAUUGCCAUCAUAGUGAACUGCUACCUGAUUGGUCAGUGUGGUCAGCUACAGCGUCUCUUUCCAUGGCUCAGCCCUGAGAUGGCCAUCAUCUCCAUCGUCAUCCUCGAGCACUUUGCCAUCCUGUUGAAAUACAUCAUCCAUGUGGCUAUUCCCGACAUUCCUACGUGGGUCAAAGAGGAGAUGGCUAAACUGGAUUACCAGCGCAGGGAGGCCUUUAAGAAGCACGAGCGGCAGGCGCAGCAGCAUUACCAGCAGCUGCAGAGGAGGAAGAGGGAGGAGGAGGAGAGGCAAAGGCAGGCGGAGCACAUGGCUCGCAGGGAGAGGGAGCGGGACGACAGCAAAGGCGACGUUUCGGGCGAUCACCACCACGACAAAGGUCACGGCAGCAAAUCACGUUCUGGGGGCGGAGGAGGGAGCGGCGGGUCGGACAAGCCCAAGAGGCCCAGCUCCCUGCUGGCCAAUAAUAACGUGAUGAAGCUGAAGCAGAUCAUCCCGCUGCAGAGCAAGUUCUCCUCGGGUGGCGCCCGCUCCCCACAGUCACCCACGGGCAGCGAGCCGAAACUGCCCGGCUUCUUGAGCUUCAAAUUCCUCAAGUCGCCUGAGAAUAAGAGGGAAGGCGCCGCGGCUUCUGCGGCCGCCGGCACCGCAUCUGCCAGCGCCACGGCAACAGCGGCGCCGUCAUCAUCGUCAUUAUCAGGUAGCAGCUCUCAGGAGCGUUCUCAGUCACCCAAUAAAGCCUUCAACCCCGGGAAGUUGUUUAACUUCGGGAAAUCCGAGGGAGGGACUUCCACAAACGGAGCUCCGCUGCCCAGGUCGGGAGAGGCGUCAUCAUCGCAGACGUCGGAAAGACAGCCUUCCCGGUCUGACUUGAAUGGCGUUCCAGACGAGAUCCCCUCACCCGGAGGGGAAGGCGCAGAGAACGGACAUUCGUCAGACUUGGACGCGGCUGGUUUUAAAAUCUAGCGCAACUGAUGUUUGGUUCCAUCUCACCUGAACAGGUGACGUGUUUACUGUGAGGCCUGACCUGCCCUCUGUGCUUCACAGGUGCAGGAGAAGCUGAUGAGGCCAGACUGUUGCUCUGGUUCGCUUUCUUUGCUGCGAGACAAAAAAAAGAAAAUAGAGAAAGAAACAAAAAAAACAGGCUUUGUAAGAAAGACGAAAGCCCUUCAUGACCGAACACACACACACACACACACACACACACACACACAAAUAUUCAAAUUCUUCCUUGUCUGCAAUACAUAAAGAAAUGCAUGAGCUGCGUUUCUAAUAUUUUUACGCCUUUGAAGCAGAGCUUUGUUUCCUGAUUUCUUCUGGUCAGAAAUUGUAAACAUCUCGGUGGCUUCACACCAACAGUCUGUCGUGGAGGGGAGGAGCUCAAGGGAAAAAAAGCUUACAUGGCGGUACGAACGGAUUAGAGAUUGUACAUCAGAUAAUUACUGAGUGUUUUUUAGCUGUCACCACACAAGCGAUCGUUAGAAAUCGUCUCAUUUUUAACCUGCGACGAGUUGUUGGGCCCUUCGCUUUCGUACUGAAGCUGAAGAGUGGAAAAGCAAUAUGAGUCAGUGUUUUUGUUUAUUAAGUGUCAAUCAUCGCAUAAGCCCCUCCUUAACAGUCACCAGCUUUAUUUUCAAAGCAGAGGUGAGGUCUGAGCUUUGCAGAACCCGGUUUGCUCCAACAGAAAGCGGCGAGCUUAGUAAGUCGUAAAAAUCACAGUAUUUUGGAAGAGCGAGCGAUGUUCGAGGAAAAGGAGCAGAGAUGCCCGUUGCGUGCUGUUCUCCAUCCAAGUCCGCAGAGCGCCUUGUAAACACAGAUGGUGCCUCAUUCCACAAACUCCAGCUAGACAAACGAGCACAGAGUUAAAGACGUAACAUUUGCACUAAAGCCCGACGCCCUGCAUAGAAACCACCUCGGCACAGAGGGCCCACACCAGCCUGCCUCGUCAUUAUGCAAAAAAUGCAUUUCUGGUCAUUUCCCCCUUUCACGUGGUGCACGCAGUCGGCAGCAACGAGCUUUCAAAAUAUUCAUGUUUUCUUCUUGAACAGCUGUUUUUAUUUGCAGAAGAUGGAAAUUCCCUUUUUUUUAACCAGUGCAGAACUUUUCAGAUUAUACUGUUAACCCAAGACGUACAGUCCUCUGUAAAGGUUUUAGGCACUAAGAUAUGUGAGAAUAUGUCAGUUUAGCUGACAGGAGUUCAGUAAAUAGAAAAACCCUACAUUAGUGAGAGCUUCAUUUGACUACACAGUCGCUCAGUCAUUAUGACAUCUUACCCAGAAUCCUUCUCUGCAGUCGGACUGUCUCUCUUCAUGCAUUUACUGGCUCACUUGAUGACAUCACCAUAAAUCGAGCCCCGGCUCCGACAGUCUCGGUCGUUGUGUCCUUGGGCAAGACAUUUCACCUGUUGCCUACUGGUGGUGGUCAGAGGGCCCGGUGGCGCCAGUGUCUGGCAGCCUCGC
Molecule: messenger RNA, 4510 nt
Organism: Neolamprologus brichardi
Lineage: Eukaryota; Metazoa; Chordata; Actinopteri; Cichliformes; Cichlidae
Source: RefSeq, a predicted model, not a curated record